Molecule: messenger RNA, 492 nt
Organism: Penicillium brevicompactum
Lineage: Eukaryota; Fungi; Ascomycota; Eurotiomycetes; Eurotiales; Aspergillaceae
Exons: 3
Coding region: 1-492 (163 amino acids)
Source: RefSeq, a predicted model, not a curated record
AUGUUGCGAAAACUCAACGUCGCCACAGACGACAUCCCUAGAACGAAGUUCAGGCUUCAUAUCGCCAUAGGCUCAUUGGUCGCAUUAACCUUCAUCCUGAUCAUUGCCCGAGUGGCCGACAGCGGAACACCACGAACCCGAACCAAUACUUGGGGUAUUGCAGUGUGCGUAAAAUCAGCCGUUUUCAUGGCGUACCAGAUUUGUACCGGCCAUGUUGACCGUCUUAAAAAAUGGCACAGCACAAAAUUCAAUGUUGUUUUGAAUGUGAUAGAUACGGUUUUCUGGUUUGCGCUUUUCAUCAUCUCGAUUCUCGGUGCUGCGGUCUCACGCAGUACCUCAAGCCGUGUGUUGGGGGUGAUUGUUAUUCUUCUGACUAUUGUUUUGUGCCCAAUAGUUGCCUUUUUCACCUUCAUAUGCAUGCGUGAGCGGCGUUAUUUCAAGCAACAUGGGACACUGCCAGGAGAAGCGGCGAAAUAUCCUGGCGGUGUCUAG